AUGGCACCGACGCAGCUCAGCAUUGUGCUGGAGCGCCUGCUCAACGAACUCAGGAUAGCCGACUUCAGUACGUACGAGGCCAUGCUCAAGCACGAUACAGGCGCAGUGCUCGACGCGAUCCAAAUCACCCCUGCAGCCGCAGAGGCUGGUGCGGCGGUUUAUGCCAGCUCGGCCACGAGCAAUGAGUUGGAAGAGAAGUUGCGGUCACAGACCAAGGAGCUCGCUUCUGAGAAGCGCUCUGCGAGCGCUGUGAAGAAGGCGCUCGCGUCGGCGCGGGUUGAGCUUGCUGCGGCACAAGAGCUUAGGCGUUCCGACCGCGACAACCUGAGGACAGCGCAGCAGGCUACUAAACGCGACAUCAAAGCGGCCGAGCGGAUGGCUGACGAGGCAAAAAACGCAGCUCGAGCUGAGUGUGAGUGGCGUAUCGGCGAGAUGCGGGCCAAGAUGCAGGCCGAGCUGCGCGAGCAGCUCGACGCGCUGCAGAUUUCGAUGGAGGCAGAGGCGAGGCGCGCUGAUGCCGCAAAGGCGGAGAGGUCAAGGCUGUACGACAAGAUGGAGGGGAUUAUAUGCGCACGCGAGAGAGGUUGA
Molecule: messenger RNA, 588 nt
Organism: Emiliania huxleyi CCMP1516
Lineage: Eukaryota; Haptophyta; Isochrysidales; Noelaerhabdaceae
Exons: 2
Coding region: 1-588 (195 amino acids)
Source: RefSeq, a predicted model, not a curated record